GGGUGAGAGGAGGAGGAGGAGGAGGAAGAAGAGGAGGAGGCGCAUUCAUCCACCGGGAAAAGUGGAGGUGAUCUGUCACAUGAGCGGAGUCCCCCCCCUUCCUCAUAUCCUCUUCCUCAUCCUCUCUUCAUCCCGGAAGGUCCGUUCUGUGGUGCGAGGACAUCAACCAACCCUCUCAACCCCUCACCCGGUUCCUCCCCUCCCUUCGCCUCUCGGUGAGGAGAAGCAAGCAAAAGAAGUGACUCAAGCUUUAAAAGCUUUACUAUCAUCCUGCAAGGACAUGUUGUAUUUUUGGUAUAUUUGAUUUUUUUUCCACUCCAGUGGAUGGACCCUAAUUUGUGGAUGGUGGAAGUAAAGUAGCAACCAGACUGAGUGAAACAAACGGAACUUGUGGCGUGUCGUGUCCAAACAUGUCUUAUUGGAGUGACCUGCUGAGAGACAUCACCGCCCAUCUUUGCGUAAAAAAACACUUUUGUGCGAACUUGCACAUAUUUUGUGCAGCGGUCGUCUGUUUUAAUCCUUGACUGACUUUUGGACAUUUAUUUUUGUCUUUUGAACAACUUGGAUUUGCGUGGAAUAUAACAGAAGUGGCGAUACUCAUUGAAGUUAUCGAUCCAUGAAUCGGCAGCGUAUGCCUUCACUGACUCCAGAUAUUGACUGGUUAGCUGUGAGCAAGUAGGGAUGCACUGAUGAACAUUGCUAGAACACUGAUCAAGUUAUGUAUUCGAACAAAUCCACGCAUCCGGCUGCUUGUGAUAAUGAAGUGAAAUGAUUGUGUACAAACCACUCGUGUGCGUUUUUGGAAUGCGUAAAAGUGAAGCGCGGACGGAGAAGUACUAACCUGGCUCCGUGAUUGAUCAAAUUACAUAUUUUGAACAUUUCCGACUGCUGAUUUUUGGCAGAGGACGAGGGGAGCCGAUCUCCUGGAGGGAAAACUUGCCUGCAGCGGCGAUGAGAGGAAAAAGGUUGGAUUAUUUGAACACUAGAACAUUUUCACCGGGUCAAGCUUCUAUCACUGGCAUCGCUUUGGAUACCGGACUAGAAGCUCUCAGAGAGCAGGUGCCGGUGGAGAAAAGAGCAAUGAAGACUUCACUCUUUCUCCUCCUCAUCCUUGCCUUCCUUGCCUCAGCAUCCAGUGAUGACGUCAAGUACAUCUCCAAGAGGAACUCUGUGGAUGGGUGUAUCGACUGGUCAGUGGAUCUUAAGGAGUACCAUGUUCUGGCUGGUGAGCCAGCAAGAGUGAAAUGUGCCUUGUUCUACAGCUACAUCCGCACCAACUACACAAUGGCCACCAACGCCAAACUGCGUCUCAUCUGGUACAAGAACAAAGGAGAUGCUGAGGAGCCUAUCAUCUUCUCAGGCCAUAGGCUGAGUAAAGAAGAUGACUCAAUCUGGUUCCGGUCUGCAGAAAUGGAAGAUAACGGUUUCUACACCUGUGUACUACGGAACUCGACAUACUGCAUGAAGGUCUCCAUGUCCAUGACUGUAGAGGAGAGCGACGAGGGGAAGUGCUUCAGCAGCAACAUCCGCUAUCUGGCGAAAGCAGAGAUUACCCACAGCAAAAUGAUCACAUGUCGUGAUAUCGACGACUACUUGGCUCCAUAUAAACAACCCCUGAUGACCUGGUACAAGGAAUGUGAACGAGUGGAAUGGAGAAGCUCUAUCAUAGUCAACAAUACGCAUAUCUGGAUCCCUGAAGUGGAGGAGGAGGACGGAGGAAAUUACACCUGUGAAUUACAGUAUGGAUCCAGACUGGUACGGAGGACCACACAACUCAAAGUCACAGCUCUCCAGACCACCCAGCCACCCAAGGUCCUUUUCCCACCUGAGAGACAAGACACCGUGAUAGAGAUCACACCCGGUAUGCCUCUCAGUUUGGACUGCAAGGCAUUUUUUGGCUACAGUGGAGAAAACAGGAGGCCUAUCAUCUACUGGAUGAAAGGAGAGAAGUUUGUUGAAGAACUCGCAGGACACAUUAAAGAAAGUGAAGUCAGAAUCAUAAGGGAGCAUUUAGGAGAAAAGGAGGUACAGCUAUCCCUGACGUUUGAUGCUAUCGAGGAGGCCGACCUGGCUAAUUACACCUGCUACGUGGAGAACCACAUAGGGCGGCGGCGUGGGAGUGCAAUACUACAGAAGAAAGAUAUGUAUCGUCUGGAGUUGGCUGGAGGUCUGGGGGUCAUAUUGCUGCUGCUGGGAGUCCUAACUGCACUCUAUAAGUGUUACAACCUGGAAAUCAUGCUGUGCUACAGGAGACAUUUUGGCAGUGAUGAAACUGAAGAUGAUAAUAAAGACUAUGAUGCCUAUCUCUCUUAUACUAAAGUGGAUCUGGAUUCAUUGGGCAGACCGAGCAGCGACGAGGAGACGUUUGCUUUGGAAAUCUUGCCUGACGUGUUGGAGAAACAUUAUGGAUACAAGCUGUUUAUACCAGACAGAGAUCUCAUUCCUAGCAGUACAUACAUUGAGGACCUGGCGAGGAGCGUUUUGCAAAGCAGACGUUUGAUCAUUGUUUUGACGCCAGAGUUUGUGGCCAAAAGAGGAUGGAGCAUCUUUCAGAUAGAAACACGCCUCCACUCCAUGUUGGUUACUGGAGAAAUCAAGGUAAUCAUGAUAGAAUGUGCAGAUCUAAAGAGUGUCAUCAACUAUCAAGAGGUGGAAGCACUUAAGCAUACAAUCAAGGUUUUAUCCAUCAUUAAAUGGAGGGGUCCAAAGAGCAACGAGCUGUCCUCUAAGUUUUGGAAACAGGUGGUCUACGAGAUGCCAGCCAAGCGAAGAGAGACAUUGUCCAGACGUCAGGUGAUGGACUCAGGUGAGCAGGGCCUCUUUGGAGACCUGCAGACCACCGUCUCCACCAUUGCCAUGACGACCACCUCAGCAUCCCUGGUGCCUCCGAGUGAGAAUCGGCAUGGACAUCAUCAGGUUUCCUUGGCAACAGAGAUCCCUGACUACAACCAGAUGACCUUGCCUCUCGGAGGGGGUCACAUGGCUACAGCAGCCCAAAUGAGGCAUUUCUGCCGCAGCUAUGAGUUUCAUCUUCCCCCGCAGCCUUCUGCCUUGUCGCCUCCCCUCCCAACUCCUCCUCCCACCAUGCAGUUCUCCACUCUGGGCCCUGGGGGGCGCCAUGUCUAUUGCAACAUCCCGAUGACCCUUCUGAAUGGACAGGGGUUCAGGGAAGUUGACUGGGGAAGAAGAGGUUUCUCAGAGCAACACACUUGGAAAGAAGGCCGAGGUCCACCUGAACAGCACCUUUGUACCACUCACCAGCAGAGAACUAAGCUCUGAUAUCUGGUAGAAACAUGCUUGGCUGCUACUGGAUUAAAGACUACCGCUUUACAAAGAAUUUACUGAUCUUUGACUGGGGACAGGUUUUUGGACCUUGUACAGACAUGGACCCGGGGCCCUUUUUCAUCCCACGCUAUGAACAAAAACUGCUCAAAUACUAUUUGAACGUGUGGAUUCAAAGUGUUUGGACUGCAAACUGAUUGUAUAUUUCUAUUGAAGCUCCCACCAUGUUCCAGUUGGAUCCAAACUGGUGAGCAGAAAUGUGCUUGCUACAUAGGUAGAUAGCCCACCUAAGAACAAGCAUGGACAUGUUGAUUUGUUGAUGUGGAGACCUGGAAAAGUCCUUGGAAAGGUGCAGGAUAUGUGUGAGUAUAUUUGGGUUCCACCACCCGGCCAAUGGGGUCGUAUGAGGGCAACACUGAAAAGAAAAAAAUAGUUGAUCCGAGACAAGACUACUACGUUUUCUGGACUAUAAAUCGUUUUGUAGAAUAAAUUGCACAAUGAAUGAAAAAAAAACAUACAAGUAGUACUGGACAUGGACCAGCUUUUGGAGGCAUUAAAAAAAAAAAGACCAAAAACAGAUAUUUCAUCUUGAAAUAACAAUAACAUUGAGAACAGGUAAACUACGUAAUCUGCAAAAUAUGAUUUUCUUUUAGGGGCAUUUGUGUUCCAUUUUUCUCAGUUGUUUUUAUAAGUUGAUGUUGAAACUUCCUGAGAGUCAGGCGGACUACUGGAUGAGCAGAAGGCGGGCCAGCGAGGAGACAAGAGACGGGGGUCUACCACAUCCAUACAUAAGAGUAAACCCACGCCUUCCUGAAGCAGCUGAGGUGAAUAAUAAUAAUAAUAAUAAUAAUACAGGUACAAUAAUCCCUGAUAAGACACAGUUGCACUUGAUCAGAAUCAUCAUUUAUGGUUGAAAUGGCUUCAUUUCUCUUAUUAUGUCUGCCAUAUUGGAUAAUACAAGUGCAAAGGUCACUCUAGGGGUGUUAUUUCAUGUCUAGAGGGCUCUAAUAAUGUUAAAUACUGUAUUUAGCAUUUUUUAUGUAUUUUUUAUUGUUAAUUAAUUGAAUUAUUAUUAAAAACAUUCGUUCAUAAAUAAGAAAUCCUUCUUAUUUUGAUCGAGUCUGGGACCAAAUAACCACGAUAUACAAGAUAUUACUGUAUAUGUUACGUAUAAGUAAUAUUAUUACUUUAUCCUUACAAUUUUACAACUUUACUCUCAUAAAUUCUGACCUCUUUUUCCAGUACGAAUUUUUAGUUGUCUUGCAAUAUUGCAUCUUUAAUACCAUAAACACAACUUCCUUAUAUUUCCACUUUAAUUCUGUUGUAUUUUUUUCUUCCAGUGUAGCCCUAAUACUCCAACCAAAAUGAAAUUCAACAAUGCAACGCAGUGACUUGCCCACCAAGGACACCUGACAUGCUUUCUUUAGUUUCAUAACAACUUGGAAUGUGAGUUAUUCUCAGAAAAUGUCCGUUCAACGUGGUCUCAAACAACAAUCUGGCGACUUUAUCAACGGAUACAUUUAUCCUGAAGGCUGGUGAUCUGAAAUGGAAUCAUUUCAGCAAGACUGUGAAAGAGAAGAGAAUGACUGGAAUUGUAAAAGUAGUCUGCUGAUACGUGUGCAAGUCAAAUACAAACAGACUUUUUAUUUGCUUAACGGAGAGAUAAAAAUAAAAAGAAGAAAGGAGCCAUUUCAGAACAGUCUGCAGGCACAAAGGCUUUUUUCUACUUGCAUGAUCACCCAUUUAGAUACAAGAAUAGAUAGACAGUCAUUUGCUAUGGAGGGAUGUCUUUUCAUUGAUAGGCUAACAGAUGAAAAAAAAAAGUGGUGUCUCUCCUAAAUGUUUUUUUAUGAUUAUUUAUUUUGUUUUUCUAUGUUGACAGUUUUCUUCUUUGUUAAAGUUGGUGCGAGUUUAACCUGAAUUAGUUUGAAAUGUCUGUUUGUUACAAUAAUCUCUGUACAGCUUCCAUAACGUACAGUUACAGUAUAUAUACAGGAGUGCUAUCCCCCCAAACCCCCCCCACCCCCACAGUUUCUAUUCAGGGUGUGUUUACUGUCAUUCUGUUCCUUUUUCAAGUUGGACCACCAACAAACAGCAAACAACAAACAAGAGCGCCACAUCAGAUUUCUUCUUUGUGAGCUUUAAGAACGAUGAUGAUUUUUCAUUAGCGGUUUUGAAUUUAUGCAAAGGUACUGUCAUUGUCUUCAGAACCAAUGAAUUCUGGAUAUUUGAGAUUAUUCAAUACAAGAGUGAAUAUUUGAGUUGGCAAUAUCAAGUCAAGUGGUUGUCUUUAUGCUCAUUUCUUUGAAUAUUCUUUGGAUAUAUUGGUUGGAAUAAUUUAAAGGACAAUAAAAGUCAUAUGAGUUGUUUUUA
Doryrhamphus excisus (bluestripe pipefish) is the source of this 5655-nucleotide messenger RNA. RefSeq names its product interleukin 1 receptor accessory protein-like 2 (gene il1rapl2). Gene Ontology annotation, biological process: signal transduction. NCBI's taxonomy places the organism in Eukaryota, Metazoa, Chordata, Actinopteri, Syngnathiformes, Syngnathidae. The record is from RefSeq and is a predicted model, not a curated record. Gene Ontology annotation, molecular function: interleukin-1 receptor activity.